AUGGCUUUAGACACAUUGGAUUACUCGGUCAUGGUGGGCUUGGCGCUCGCCGUGUUGGCAUACUUUGGAAAGGAGUAUAUUUGGCCGCUGGAUGAUGGAACCAGUGCUGGUUUCGUGGCGUCAGCGCCUGGAGGAGGCACGUCUCGGAGUAUUGUCGAGACACUCAAAUCCACCAAAAAGAACGUGGUUGUGUUCUACGGAACUCAGACCGGUACGGCCGAGGACUAUGCUUCGAAAUUGUCCAAGGAAUUGGCUUCUAAUUUUGGCUUGAAGACGAUGACCGCAGAUGUGGCCGAUUACGACUUUGAGGAUUUCGACAAAAUUUCCUCUGACGCCUUGUGUUUCUUCUUGAUGGCCACCUACGGUGAGGGAGAGCCCACCGACAACGCCAUUGACUUUGUGAACUACUUGGAUAACGAAGCUGAUACGUUGUCCAACUUGCGGUUUUCCGUGUUCGGUUUGGGAAAUUCCACCUACGAAUUUUACAAUGCCAUCGGCAAAAAAGUCGACCAAAAAUUGGAGGAGUUGGGUGCCGAGAGAUUCGCGGAGUACUCGCAGGGUGACGAUGGUUUGGGCACCAUGGAUGAGGACUUUUUGGCGUGGAAAGAUGCCGUUUUUGAAUCGUUGGAAAACAAUUUGGGUUUCGAACGUAAGGAGGCUCAUUACGAGCCCUCCUUGAAGCUUGUAGAAAACGCCUCGUUGACCAAAGAUGAUCCUUCGGUGUCGCAGGGUGAGCCUUCCAAAGCCUACGUCAAAAGUGCAUCCAUUGAAGGUCCUUAUGACCAUCAAAACCCAUACAUUUCCAAGAUCACCAAAACUCGUGAGUUGUUCAACUCUAGUACCAGAUCGUGUGUUCACGCUGAAUUCGACUUGUCUGCCUCCAACAUGAAAUAUUCCACCGGAGACCAUUUGGCAAUUUGGCCCUCCAAUUGCGACGAAAACGUCCUCAAAUUUUUGAAGGCUUUCGGAUUGGAGAAGAAACUUGACACUGUGUUCGACCUCAAGGUUUUGGACUCCACUGCCCGUACCCACUUUCACACACCCAUCACUUAUGGUGCCGUUAUAAGACACCAUUUGGAGAUUUCGGGACCAAUUUCUCGUCAGUUUUUAUCGUCGAUUGCCGGCUUUGCGCCAACUGAAGAGGCCAAGGAAACUGCCAAGAACUGGGGUAGCAACAAGGGAUCUUUUGCUAAGGAAAUUCAUGAAAAAUCGUUCAAUAUUGCCGAUGCUCUCUUACACAUUAGCGGCGGUGAACCAUGGACUGAUGUUCCUUUCGAGUUCCUUAUCGAGCUGAUUGGCCAUCUCCAGCCUCGUUACUACUCCAUCUCGUCGUCGUCGGCAUCUGAAAAGCAGCUGAUCCACAUUACCGCGGUGGUGGAGAACGAGAAGAAGGGCGAUGUUCUUGUUUCCGGAGUCGUCACCAACUUGUUGAAACACAUCGAGAUCGACCAGAACAAAACCAAGGAAAAGCCCUUUGUACAUUAUGACUUGGACGGGCCUCGUGGAAAGUUUUCCAAGCACAAACUUCCAGUGCAUGUUAGGCGGUCUACCUUCAAGUUGCCCAACAGUCCGUCGGUGCCAGUGAUUUUGAUUGGUCCAGGUACUGGUAUUGCACCAUUUAGAGGGUUUGUUCGUGAGCGUGUGACCCAGAAAAAGAACCAGGAUGUCAAGAUUGGUAAGACUCUUGUGUACUAUGGAUGUCGAAACGAAAACGAAGACUUUUUGUACAAGGAAGAAUGGCCCCAGUAUGCCCAAGUUUUGGGAGAUUCGUUUGAAAUGCACACAGCAUUUUCGAGAAAGGACCCCAAUGCCAAGCUGUAUGUCCAGCACAAGGUUGCCGAGAACGGAAAGGAAAUCAACCGGUUGUUGGAGCAAGAAAAAGCCUAUAUUUAUGUGUGUGGAGAUGCCCUGAAAAUGGCCCGUGAUGUGCAAAAAGCGUUGACCAAGGUGAUUGCCGAAGAACGAGGCGUGAGCGAAGAGCGUGCCGCCGAGCUCAUCAGAUCACUCAAGACGCAAAACAGGUACCAGGAGGAUGUGUGGUAG
Messenger RNA from Meyerozyma guilliermondii ATCC 6260, 2043 nucleotides. It is a transcript of the gene NCP1, whose product is annotated as Ncp1p. The transcript has a single exon. Bases 1 to 2043 code for a protein of 680 amino acids. Gene Ontology annotation, cellular component: cytosol. Gene Ontology annotation, molecular function: NADPH-hemoprotein reductase activity; FMN binding; flavin adenine dinucleotide binding. The record is from RefSeq and is a predicted model, not a curated record. Lineage: Eukaryota; Fungi; Ascomycota; Pichiomycetes; Serinales; Debaryomycetaceae.